Molecule: messenger RNA, 432 nt
Organism: Lactuca sativa (garden lettuce)
Lineage: Eukaryota; Viridiplantae; Streptophyta; Magnoliopsida; Asterales; Asteraceae
Source: RefSeq, a predicted model, not a curated record
AUGGAAGGAGGACAUGGCGCCAACUAUGCUGAAAUCACUCGAAAUGGGGCUUCUGCUAACCCUAAUACAAUCAAGGAUCAUUGUGAUUUCCAUGUUAAUAGUUAUUAUCAAAAGAAAGGUCAAGUUCUAGGGAGCUGUGAUUUAUCAGGCACGGUUACUGUUAGCCAAACACCCCCUUCUGGUGCAGAUUCUAUGUACUUCAACUCCAACACCACUAGCAACUGGAACCGGAGCCCCAACCCCAGGAACCAGAAUUGGAACCCAAAACCCGGAACCAGAACCGAAACUGGAACUCUAGGGACCGUAAUCGGAACCGGAACUGGAACUCCAGGGACUGGGACCGAAAAUGGAACUCCAGGGACCGAAACCGGAACUGGAAUGGGAACUAGAACUGGGAGUGGCACAGUGCCUGGAAUAAGUGUGAAUCCGUAA